Paramuricea clavata is the source of this 5412-nucleotide messenger RNA. NCBI's taxonomy places the organism in Eukaryota, Metazoa, Cnidaria, Anthozoa, Malacalcyonacea, Plexauridae. The record is from the annotation of a GenBank genome assembly.
GAUAAAAUAAAUUUUGAAAUAUGAUAAAGUUGCAACAGUGCCACCUUAAUAUCGCGCGGUUCCAUAAAUAAGCCUGGUACCUAAUUACGAAACACGCGGUGAUUGCAUCAAAAUGGCGGAUUUUUACGUUCGCUAUUAUGUUGGACAUAAAGGCAAAUUUGGACAUGAAUUUCUCGAGUUUGAGUUCAGGCCUGAUGGUAGGUUGACAGAAUGUUAUCUAGGGUGAUAGGUUAGGUUGGUUUUGUGUUGUGGUUGCAAGUAGUUUGUGUAAAUUUGGGUAUUUUGUUAAUGGAAUUUUGUCAUCAUCUUGGCAGGUAAAUUGAGAUAUGCCAACAACUCGAACUACAAGAAUGAUACUAUGAUUAGGAAAGAGGUGAGCAAUCACAAUGAGAUCAUUUUACACAAAUUACAAGUAUCUAUUCCAUCGGCAACGGUUUCUUGAAUGAGGUAUUUGGGCCAGACACCCCAUCUGAUCUCAUGAGAUUAACCAGGGUGGAAAGUUUGUAGGUUGCGCCGAAGAUCUUCGGCGUGGAAAAUUCACAAAUUUGCUCCAUUUUGGCGCAGAAUUAUGGGAAAAUGAACUGGUGUGGCGCACUGGCGUACAAAAAUUUAUUUAGUUGUGCACACUACAACGUUCUCAACCAUUUCUAUUUGUAUUUUAGCCAUGUAAUAACGGGAAUUUGAUUGAGCACUGACUGUGAAUAUGUUUAAAACAGGAUUUGUGCAGCCACUGGCGCCUGUCACAGUGAUUUCGGUUCCCCCGUGAAAUCGGUUCCCCCUCGGAUAAAAUUCCUCCAUUAUAACCGGAACUUUAUGCCUAUCACAGUACAGGCAGGCGGCAGAAUUUCCCUUGAUGUCCAACAUGGCGACCGUCGAGAGAGUGAUCGGCCCGGUAUUUGAUAUAUAAAAUCAUUAUUUUGAAUUUGUUUGCUGAAAAUUUUCAAAAAUUAGGAAAUUGAAUUAGUCAGUUUUGUUCCUUAUGGUAAUUUUUUGUCUUUAUACCUGGAAAUACACCUCAUUUUACAGACACGAAAUUGACAUCAAGACCCAUGUUUAAUAACACUGUAUUUAUAAUAUAUACUAGUUUCAAUCAGUUUUGUUUGAAAUGAUACGAAAUACUUAUGUAAAGUCUAAAAUCUAUAUCAUUGUUUAGUUAGAUACUUAGAUUUUCAUUAAUGAUUGCAAAUUUGGACAAAAGUCCCGCGCUUAUUUUUAUCAAAACCAUUGAACUAUAUCGUAUAUAAAGUAUAGUUCAAUGAUCAAAACAAGGGAAAUUCUGCCGGUACUGCGAUAGGCAUUAAGUUCCGGUUAUAAUAGAGGAAUUUUAUUCGAGGGGGAACCGAUUUCACGGGGGAACCAAAAUCACUGUGACAGCGCAUGUUACUGAACCUUGAUCAAAUCUUUGGCGCACAAAAAACAAACUUUCCACCCUGGAAUUGAGAUAUGAUAUAUUUUUCUAGGCUUUUGUUUCAAAGCGAGUGAUGGGGGAGUUGAAACGAAUUAUAGACGACAGUGAGGUAUGUAUGGAACCAAACCGUAUUUGUACUAGAGAAAAAUUUGGGUUGCUUUUUUUGGCCAAUCUAGUUAUCCUGUCAUACCUGACAAGCAUUUAUUAGUUAGAUAACUUCGUGUUAUAUAUUUGUUAUUUUCACAUAGAUACUCAAAGAAGAUGAUUCACUCUGGCCCCAACCAGACAGAGUUGGUCGACAGGUAUAAUAUGAUAUUAUUUCGAUUAUCAAUAAAUCUUGAAUGUUUUAACCCAUUGAGCACAAGCACACUCCCCCUGAUGAGUGAAAUUUUCUGGCAUUAGCCAGAGUAAAAGUUACAAAAUAUCACCCACUUGAACCGACUUGAGCUCAGUUGGUAGAGCAUUGGACUAGUAUUCCAAAGGUCGUUGGUUCGAUUCCCACCGUGGACAGGCAAACUUUUCAGCUUGCCAUGUGUGGAUGCAUACUUAAGGUGGAUUUCCAGUACUUGCAUGAAGCUCCUCGCUGCGAGUGCAUGCAUGAACACUUUCAUCCAAUCACAAUGCAAAACAGUUCAUUUUAAUUAGAUGCAAGCACUUGCAGCGAGUUGCGAGGAGCUUCGUGCGAGGACUGGAAAUCCACCUUUACAGUAACAUGACAAUUGACAAACAUCAUAUUUACCUGAGUACAUAACACCAACACACACAAAGGGUUAGGGUCGGGCGGUUCUGGGUGAAAAUCGAAAACCGUCUGAAAAAAACGAUGUUUUUUAAUGAAAAUUUCCUUAUGAAGAAAAUUUAAAGGAAAUUUCAUAAAAUAGUGGAAACACUGGGUAAAAAUAAUAUGGCGGCCAUUUCGGUUGCGAAUUACGAAUAUUUUGGUCUUAUUUUCGCUCGAUGAUCCUCUAAUACUCUAUGCUUUGCGUGCUGUUUCUACAAGUUUCAAGUAUUUUCCCGAUUUUUUUUUUUGCCAAAAGAAAAAUCGAUUGAAUCGGUUUUUAAAAAAUCGGUUUUAUCGAUAAACCACCCAACCCUACAAAGAGUAAAAUAAUGUUUUUAUUUUACUCAGGAACUUGAAAUAGUGAUGGACGGGUUGCACAUUGCAUUCACAACAUCAAAAAUUGGAUCGUUGGUUGAUGUUAACCAAUGCAAGUAAGUUACUGGACAUUGUACUGGUGGAUUUUUAAAAUUCUUGUUAUUUUUGUAUUACAGAAAAUAAAAAUCGAAAUAUGCUUCGUGAUUCACGAAUCAAAUUUCGAACUUAAUAAUGCGAAAUUUAGGCAAGUUAUUAGUUUUUAUGAUUUGCUAAAAUGAAACUCGAGUCUGUCACGCUAAGACAACGUUACAAGUAGCAGCCAUCUAAAAUAUGUGCAAAAUUUCCAUCAGUGAGUUUGAAGUUUACGUGGGUGUUUUUACCGGUGGCGCAAUGUUUUUAAAAAGCUAACUUCAGCUGGACAACAUUAGUAUAGAACCAUAAGUAUACUAAGUAUAAAUAUACUAAAUUGAGUAGAUUCUAUUGCUCCAACAUAAUUUUAAUCAUAAAUAUUAUUUAUAAUUAAGUUAAAUUAUUAAUCCAUAUAAAAAUGUUGCUAUACUUGCAAUAACAAACUAUUUUCAGAAGUAAUAUAAUCUGUGUCCAAUAAAGACAUCUCUUUUCUUGUUUUAGUGAUGCAGAUGGCCUGAGAUGCCUGUACUAUCUCGUACAAGAUCUUAAAUGUCUUGUUUUUUCGUUGAUUGGCCUCCAUUUUAAGAUCAAACCGAUCUAAUCACAUUCUCGGGUCUUCUGGGUCUUCACUCCUUGCGUUGGAACAAUGUAUAUAAUAAUAACACCACAACAACAAAACUGAAACACAGGCACACAUAUUCUUCACCCCUUUCCUUUGAAGGUUGAAAAUGUAUGAACAUAUACUUAAGAAUUACGCUUGUUGCCAUCCAGGUUUCUGAUUUUUAAUGAAUUUCCCUAAAUCUUUUUUUGUGGUUUACUCCAAACAAUAGUAAAAUUUAAGAUGAUUUUAAUUGCAUCCAGUAUGAAUUUAUAAAAUUCUAAUUUAUUUCAUACAUUGCAACACUGUAUUGUAAAGUUAACUUAAACCAUUAUUAUUAAAGCGUCCUGCUGUCUUUUACCUCAAAACUUGUAUGUCUUCAGUAAUCAUGCCAGUAAAUUCAAAGCUAAAAUGAACAUGUUUGUGACUCGCUUCUGUAAAAUAGCGACAAAGCCGGCAAAUGUUUAGUAUGUUAGUCUUGUGCACACUAGAGCUAUGUGCUUAGCAAAAUUUCUCUUUUGUGUAUGUAUGGCUAUUAUAUCUGGCAAAUUUUAUGUAUGUAUGCCUAUUAUAUCUGGCAGGCAAUAGUGUUGUGGUAUUGUAAGUUCUUUGCUUUUCCUGGAGGAAAUUCAUGCCAAAAAUGGCACACACUUGAGGAAAUUCAUGCCAAAAAUCAUUGAACAUGUUGAAUAUUUGGUCAUAGGCAUACGGGAUUGAUGCUUUCCAGGGGGGGGCAGUUAAAAGUUUGCCCGACUUUUUAUGGAGGAUUGUAAUGAAAUUGCCUGAAUUUAACCUAUUUGCUGAUAAAUCUGCCGGAAUUUUCUUGAAUUUUCCUAACAUUUGCCCGAAUUUCCAGGGUUUUCCAAAAUUUGGGGGGGGCAGUUGCCCCCCUGUCUCGUACGCCUAUGUAUUUGGUGCGGUGACAAAACACCACACAUCGUUGUGUGCCAGGUGUUUAGCAAAUUUCUUAUAUAGUUUUAAAGUGUUUUAAAAAGUCAACUGAUCACAGAACCUGCUCAUAUAGGUUCAUGCAGAUCCAAUUGUCAAAUCCAGUCAGGCUUAUUUUACAUACUAUAUAGUCAUAGAAGAUCCAAUAACUUAUAAUUCAGUCAAACAAACUUUAAAUUUGGGUGUUCGCUGCAUUAUAGAACUAACCCUAACCCCAAACAAAAUGGUGGUGUUCCGGUAGUCAGUGUUUUACUACAUGCCUCCAUCAAGGGCUUUUAUUAUACAUACAAUAUCAAAUAAAAUAUUCUUGAUUACAAAUACUGUAUAUUUUACAUUCAAUUCGAAAUUAACUAAUAAUUAAGGAAAUAACACAAUGGGAUUAAUUAAUGUUGGGCCCCUCACCAACUUCCACUCUGGCUACGUCACUGUGUGGCGACCCAGUCUGAAUGAGAAUAUCAAAGGUAUAGCUUACCAAACCAGAAAGUGUUUUUAAUAGCAACCAUUUCAUGAACAUGACACAAGCAUGGAGAACUAAGAUAUGUGAAUGAUUUCCUCAAUGGUGAAAUGCUGCAAAUAAGCUGAAUAUCAGGCCUUUUUCUAGGGGCAUACUCCCAUCUAUGCAUUGCUGGCAAUUCCAGUAGCUAUAUAUAUAUAAGUUUUUAAUCCACUUGAAAUGCAAGUUCGCAUAGAAUAACACUAACUAAGGCUUCCAAUUCAUGCUUGCGAAAAGAUGUUUGUUGCAACUUGCUGUACAUAAAGAAUUUGGAGGUAGCCCUCUCCCUGUCGGUGUCCAUCAAUGCAUGCAACAUAUCAUUUUAUUACAUAUCAACUACAGUAAUCAAUAAAACGUCUUCUUGGUCUUGUACUACUUCACGACUGACACAAACUCUCGAGGGAACAUUCCUUUGCGUCCGCGAAACUCUCCACACCACCAGGUAUCAUCCUCUUGGCGUAGAACUGUAAUCAUAUCUCCUUCAUGAAAUGAUAGUUCUUCAGUGCCCUGUGCUGUGUAAUCAAAGUCUGCUCGGACCUUCUUAACUGUUGGUUUGGGCCGUUUCUUGACAUCCUGAACUGUUGAAUAUGUUGGAUCAUCUUCUAUAUCAUCGUAGUCUAGAACUGAAAAUAUACAGUUAUUAUUUGUAGAAUACUAGGAUGUGAGUUAAGAUAGUUUGUAAGUAUAACAUGCCCCAUCUGAAAAUCAACUCAUUGUAUUUUUACAAAUGUGUUGUGUAUGGC